GGUGCCAGUUUUGAAGCGGGACGGGUCAAUAAGAGUAUGCGGUGAUUACAAGUUGACACUGAACCCCAUACUUGACGUAGAACAUUACCCGUUACCCAAGCCCGACGAGCUGUUUGCAGCCCUCGCUGGCGGACAGCAAUUUUCUAAAAUUGAUCUUAACAGGGCGUACCAGCAAGUAGAAAUGGAUGAAGAGUCAAAACGGUACCUGACGCUUAAUACCCACAAGGGUCUUUACGCCGUGAAUCGCCUACCCUUCGGAAUUGCUUCGGCACCCGCAAUAUUCCAGAAAAUAAUGGAUAAUGUCUUGAAGGGCCUCAACUUCGUGUUUUGCUACAUUGACGAUAUCCUAAUUACGGGACGCUCAAAGGAAGAACACUUGCACAACCUUGACGCAGUUCUCAAAAGACUGUCAGAACGUGGAAUUCGCGUCAAGCCGUCGAAGUGCGAAUUCUUUCGUGACGAGCUGACUUAACUGGGCCAUGUAAUCAACAAACACGGCAUCCACCCAACGGACGAAAAACUGGCUGCGAUAACCAAUGCACCGGCGCCAACUGAUAAGCACCAACUUCAAUCGCUGCUGGGCCUUAUCAACUACUAUGGAAAGUUCGUUCCAAACUUAUCCACUGUUCUUUUCCCCUUAAACAGGCUUUUGCAGAAAGACGCCGCCUGGGAUUGGAACACGGCUUGCGACCGCGCCUUUCAGCACAUCAAGCAGCUGCUUUCGUCAGCUCCGAUCUUGGCGCACUAUGAUCCAAGCCUACCCCUGCAGUUAUCCUGUGAUGCGUCCGCCUACGGGGUAGGUGCAGUGUUGUCACACAUUUUUUCCGACGGCCAGAUAAGGCCAAUAGCUUAUGCCUCACGCACCUUGAGUCGUGCUGAGAAAGGCUAUAGUCAAUUGGAAAAAGAAGCCUUGGCUCUUGUGUUCGGCGUUAAAAAAUUUCAUUACUACGUGUAUGCAAGGCAUUUUGUUUUGCUCACGGACCACAAGCCUUUGGCUACAAUUGUUGGUCCGAAGACUGGCAUACCAGCAAUUGCCGCCGCAAGACUACAACGAUGGGCAGUUGGCUUGUCGGCCUAUUCUUUUUCAUUGAAGUUCCGGCCUUCUACGCAGAACGCUGACGCAGAUUGCUUUUCUAGGCUGCCAAUAACACAGUCGAUGGUCGAAGAGCAGGAAGAAUCUUUUUAUGACCUACGCUUUGACACUAUGCCGAUCAACAGCAAUGAUAUUGCCCGUGAAACUUCACGUGAUGCCACUUUGCGUACUGUGACUCAUCAUAUCCUGUCAGGCUGGCCGCGUAGUGUACCGGACGAGAUCAAACCCUUCUUUCCUAGAAGACUAGAACUGUCCAUACAUCGAGGAUGCAUCAUGCUGGGAAUGCGCGUACUUGUUCCCGAAAAAUUUCGCACGUUCAUUUUGGACGAGUUGCAUCAAGGUCAUCCAGGUGUUGUUCGUACCAAAGAACUAGCAAGGAGCUACGUUUGGUGGCCUACUAUCGAUAGCGACAUAGAGCGUUUCACCGCGUCUUGCACCGAUUGCGCGGCUAAUCGCAAUUUGCCACCUAAAGCGCCCUUACAUCCUUGGGCAUGGCCUACGCGCCCUUGGCAACGGUUGCAUGUCGAUUUCGCUGGCCCGAUAAACGGAGUGACGUAUCUCGUGGUGGUUGAUGCACAUUCAAAAUGGCCAGAAGUGUUUCCAAUGCGGACAACCACCACUGAAGCAACCAUUUCAUGCCUACAUGAACUGUUUUGCAGAUUCGGAUUCCCCGAGACCUUAGUGUCCGACAACGGUACUCAGUUCACUUCUGCAGAUUUCCAGGAGUACCUGCAGCGAGUAGGGACCAGACACGUGAGAACAGCUCCGUAUCAUCCCAGCAGCAACGGUCUGGCAGAACGUUUCGUCCAGACGCUGAAGGGUGCACUUCGGAAGUCCAGCCGACCCACAUCACCGUCGGAGCUCGCAGACUUCCUCCUGUCGUACCGCAACACUCCGCAAGCGACUACCGCAGAGGCACCCUCUAUUUUGCUGUUGGGGAGGCGCCUCAGGACUAGGCUAGACCUCAUCAGGCCCUCCGUUGAGGAGCGGGUCGCCCGCAAACAGUUCCAGGACACCAGUCGCCGCAGGCACCGUGCAACUACCUUUAGCGAAGGAGACUUCGUGCGUGUCCGAAAUUUUCGCCGCGGACCAAGGUGGUUCAGUGCUACCAUUCUCGCCCGCACCGGCCCAGUGUCGUAUCGUGUUAGUGUUGUGACCCCCCGGGGUGUGUGUGAGUGGGUGCGUCAUCGCAACCACAUAGUACGCGCUCCUGACUCUGACGACACAGUGAUCACAGCCACCGACUUCCAAGAUGAAGACGACGUCACUGCUGGCACAGACACUAGCAGCAGCACCACCGAGCCUGUGGAACAGCCGCCGACACACCUGGAAGCCGCCGAGCAGGGUCGCCGCUACCCACUACGUCAGCGCAUACCUCCGGACCGCUACGGCACCUAAUCCUACUACGGGACAAUAAACAAGUGUGGGGGAGAUGAUAUGUCGCGCGCCUAGGCGAUAAGGCGUCACAGCUAGGCAUGCGCUGUGGUGGCGGCGCAGCGUUAUCACCUUUUGGUUGUGCUUAAAAGCGCCGGCAUACAAGCUGGCGUGUGCUUUCAUUACUGUAACAUUGAACCGGGCAGUUCGCCCGUUGCUGUUAAGUUGAUGGCUAAAUAAAGCCGUAUUGUUUUCGCUCCACCGUUGCGCUGUC
Messenger RNA from Dermacentor silvarum, 2741 nucleotides. RefSeq lists its product as uncharacterized. The coding region runs from base 1157 to 2491 and encodes 444 amino acids. Gene Ontology annotation, molecular function: nucleic acid binding. NCBI's taxonomy places the organism in Eukaryota, Metazoa, Arthropoda, Arachnida, Ixodida, Ixodidae. The record is from RefSeq and is a predicted model, not a curated record. Gene Ontology annotation, biological process: DNA integration. The transcript has a single exon.